Messenger RNA from Megachile rotundata (alfalfa leafcutting bee), 1180 nucleotides. Its product is annotated as cobalamin trafficking protein CblD. Gene Ontology annotation, cellular component: mitochondrion. The record is from RefSeq and is a predicted model, not a curated record. Lineage: Eukaryota; Metazoa; Arthropoda; Insecta; Hymenoptera; Megachilidae. Gene Ontology annotation, biological process: cobalamin metabolic process.
CUCGUCGUUCGAUGAAUACGAUCUCUCGCUAAAUUUCUUUACAUAAAUAUUCGUGUAUGGUUGCGCUGAAACUGAGUGAUCGUUGCCGUCAAGGUUAGAUAAUCAAAAGCGCCAAACAGUAUUUUCGAUAAGAAAAUUUUCGAUCCAGCAUGUGAAUUGAGGCUCAACGGUAACGAUAUAUUUCUUUUCGAUGUUUUGCUUACAACAUGCGAGGAAAACUAACGCCAUAGUAUUGGUUAAUUUCUUCUCGAAGGCUCAUUACUCUCGACGAAGUGACAAAAACACUAACACUUACAAAGUCGUUCGAACAAAUAGUGAAAAUUUAGAUGAUGUAGAUGGUACUGUGCUUGGAAUUAACUCCAACUGGGAGUUAUUAACACCGAGAGGCUUUAGAUUUUACAUGCCAGGAAGCAUUGGCCCUGGCUGGUCGGACGUAACUACCACUGCCCAUGUGAAAACUCAAUUAGUUAGUUUUCCAAAUGACAAGAUCAAUGUGGACGAGGAGUCCAAUGAAACCUCUUGUCCAUCAAAUCGCUUUAGAGGCAACCAGCAAAGACCAUUGCUUCGUUGUGUUGCACAAGAUUGUCCCUUACUAUUGAGAAAAGGUAUAGGGGAACUUUUCCAAGGAUGCUUGGAUAUUGCUUCAGCACAGCUGACUGUGAUCACCAUCAGCCAAGCAGUGAACACGAAACAGAUGAGAUGGAAUAGAGAUCUAGAGACAGAAAAGUUAACUAAAUAUUUUGUGUUGGCAGCAUCAGAUAUUUGUACAAAACUGCAGGCAAUGGGAUAUUGGGCAGAUUUUAUCAAUCCUUUUAGUGGACAGCCACACUUGAAUUUGCAAAAGAGUAGUACCCUUUAUAAAACGGACGAGCGAUUUCGUUGUUUAGGAUUUAAAAUAUUUCACAGAAAUAAUUGUAAAGUUAUUUUAUACGACAAUAACGUGAGAAACUUCCUAGGUAGCCUUUAUACCACGGCACCCUCCAACGCAGAGUUCUUGGAAAAAAUUCUGCGCGAAUUCGAGCUCGAAAACGUGAACGAAGCGUCAUAAAGAGAGAUAUUAUCGAUAAAGCAUAUGUUUGAACGCGUUAUAUCGCAACACUUUUAUCGUUCGAUACAGAUGUAGCAUAAACCGUUGGAUUAUCCUGUAUAAAUUAUAAACAGAAAGAGUGUUUGGAACAGU